AUGCAGAGGCCACUCUCUGACGAGGAGCGGGCGGCAAAGGAGGCCCGUCUGGCCCAGCUCCGCGGCCAAAUGAACACGCGGGAUGGCGUCACUUCUUCUGCGGCGGCGGCGGCGGCGGCGAUGCCCCAGACGCACACCACCACGUACGCCUACAACGAUGCGCGGGACAGCGACGAGGAAGACGCGUGCGACGAUGACGAGGGGGACACAUUUUUCCGGGAGGCAGAGCGGGCCCAUGAGGGGGCGGCCGGCGUCUGCAUGUACGCAAAGCCAAUGGGGGAGCUGAUGGGAGAAACGGUGGAGACGGGGCCGAACGCCAGGCGCUGCACCGUGGGCGACUUCGAACUGCUUCGCCUGGCGAAGAUGGGAGACCUCCUCUCCUUCAAGGAAUUCGCGGCGGCCGUCGGCAUCGACCCCGCCGUUUUUCAGGACAACCAUGGGCGCAACGCGCUGCACUACGCGGCGGACAGCGGGAGUGUCGCGAUGCUGCAGUACCUGAUAGAGCAGCAGGUGCCCUUCACCAGGGACGAAAAGAAGAUGACGCCCGUGGACAUCGCCGUACUGAAUCAACACAACGGCGCAGCAAAGCUGCUGGCAGAAACCUUUUCUGAGGCGGCCGAGGCGUUGAAGAGCUACGAGGAGGCCAUCGAGGCCUUUACGCAGCCGCCGCCGAAGUUUACGAUGUCAAAACCCGCCCCGCCCGCCCCGAAGGAGUCGCGUCAGCGCAGCUUCUGGAAAAAUAAAGCGGCGGGCGCCGCCGCCACGCCGGCAACGACGGAUACCUUUGCCACUCCUCUCACCGUCUCUCAGCUUACGGAGGCGCACCACGAUCAGGUUGUGCGCGCCCUCGGCGGCGUGAGCCUGACGCGCGACAGCCACGGCUUUCACAAUUGGCUUCCGCCGGCGGAGAGCGCGACUCUGGCCGCCACCCUCCCCCACGCCACGGUGGUGGGUGCAAUGCAAACCGUCGACGGCGAAGAGGCCCUUCGCGGUGUGGUCGUAGCAGUGCCGCUGGGGGGCUCCCUCGUAGGAAAGAGCGGCGCCCUCAAGGCCGAGGAUCCAGUGCUUGUAACGCAGCUGGCGGUUUCUCCCACGUCACGUGCAAGUAACGUCGCCACACUGAUGAUGGCGGAGCUCCAGAAUUCACUCCAGGCCUCUAAACGCACGACUGUGGUUUUCCGAAGCCAACUGCAAUUGCCCGUGCCGGCCGUGGGACUCUUGAAGUGGUCUCAGCGCUCAAUUGCGCCGGGUAGCGUGAUGCGGCAGCGCCACUCUACGGAAGUUUUCCCCGAUUUUUACACCUACGACGAAAUUCUUCGCGCCGACAUCGUCGCCAAGCACGCACUGACAAAAUCGUUUUGUGCCCAGAAGGCAUCCCACCGUGAGGGCUGGUGUGGCGUGGAUCGUGGCAACUUGGAGCAGGUGAAGCUGGUGCACGCUUUUGUUGCCGAAAACGCGGCCAAGUUGUUUGACGUCGCGUACGUGCCUGAUACAACCGAAGACCUGCUGCGGGUCGUCGCGGCCGAGGGACUUUCCGCCUUUGUGUAUGUGUCCCCAGCGUCCGGGGCAAUCACGGACUUCGUCGUCUUGCGUCUCCGCAAUCCGGAGCGGCCGACGGGGGAGGGCCACGCCGCCGCGAUGUGUGUGUACGCCAUCUUCACCUCCUUCAAGGGGUCCGAGAAGGCGGAGGAGGUGCUCGUCCUGUGCGAGAAGCUGAAGUGCGAGACUGUGCUCAUUCCGAACACGUUUGGCUUCCUCGACGGCGAGCUGAGCAGGGCCAACUUUGAGGAGCUGCUUCUCUGCCGCGAGUACCUCUACGUCCUGAGGGCGCCGACGGAGAGCGCGCUGCCGCCGACGCCGCUUUCGAAGGUCGCCAUCCCCUGCGCCUUCAUUUAG
This is a messenger RNA of Trypanosoma conorhini, 1896 nucleotides long. RefSeq lists its product as uncharacterized. The transcript has a single exon. Gene Ontology annotation, molecular function: protein binding. The coding region runs from base 1 to 1896 and encodes 631 amino acids. The record is from RefSeq and is a predicted model, not a curated record. Lineage: Eukaryota; Euglenozoa; Kinetoplastea; Trypanosomatida; Trypanosomatidae.